Molecule: messenger RNA, 1224 nt
Organism: Lactuca saligna
Lineage: Eukaryota; Viridiplantae; Streptophyta; Magnoliopsida; Asterales; Asteraceae
Source: the annotation of a GenBank genome assembly
AUGGCAAAAGAUGGUCGCUCUAUGUGUAUGAUUUCAUAUUUUAUGCCCCAAAAACUGCUUGAUGAUAUCAAAUCUUACCACAUCGACUCUCAAAUUAAGCCCCUACUCCCGCAUGAGAACCAAUCCAUUAUCGAUCCUCCUCCAGGCUACGUGGGUGUUUACACCAACUUCUUUAGAUCUGGUCUUCACCUUCCUACUUUUGAUUUUCUAAAUUCCGUCCUGAGUCACUACAAGCUUCAUAUUGCUCAAAUUGCCCCUAAUGGAUUCAAGAAGAUUAUGUGUUUUAUGCUUCUAAACAAAGCCCUGAAUAUCGUUCCAUCCCUAUCAGUGUUUCGCCACUUUUUUGUAACGAUGGUGACCAAUGACUUGGUUGAAGAUGCCCAUGUUCGUGAAUAUGACUAUGCCCUUGAGCUUACCCAUCAAGAACGUUCUGCCAUUGAUCGUCUUGUGGCAAAUUUCAUUAAGUGGGCCAAAUUUGACGUUUCAACCCUUGAACUUGCUGGAUUAGGCGAUGCCACUUACGUCAACGAUAGCCUCCCUACCCCUGUGCUCCAUGGUCAAGGGUGUUCCAUGACGAUUCGAUCGAUGUCAAUCCCAAUUUGGAAUCCAAGUCGAGCAUCUAGUUUCUCGUUCAAGACGAGUAAUCAUUCCAGUGUAUCUUCCCCCAAAAAUCCUGAUACAGUUCGUCAUUCUAAACUUGCCACUCCUUCGAAUACGGAUGGUGAUAGUGACGGCGUAACCCUAGGUGAUUCUACAGAAAAUGUUGACUGCUCAACUCUAGAGGCCACUAUUGAGUCGUCCAGGCUACAUGAAUGCCCCGUUUAUUCUGACCCGAAGUUAACCGCCACAAUUGAAGCUACCACAGAAUCCAUUAUUCUUAUCACUCUUAUUUUUGUUGUCAAACCCAUCCAACAGGUUCUUCUAACUACUCCGAAUCCAACCACAAAUGUUUUUUUGUCCAUUGACUCUCAAGUAAGAGUCUUAGUGUCGCCUACUUCCGAGAUCCUUCCUAUGAUGUCUCUUCUUAAGAAUGGUGUGUCCAAGCAAGAUUUUCGAGAGAAGUUAUUUGGCAUCUGUCCCCCGAUACCUACUACCACUAUCAUGACUCCUCUUGUUGUAUUUGAACCAGUCUCCAGAGCUCCUGUUGUCUCUAUUGCUAAUACCAUGGUUGUUGAGGCUUUAAUAUCUUCGGCUGAUAACACAGCUCUCGACACUCCCUCCUAA